UAUAUAUUUGGAUGUAAUAUAAUUUUAAAUGUGAUAUUUAUUUAUACAAUAAAAGACUAUGUCUAAAACAACAUUCACGCUACAACAUCAUCAAGAUCACUUGCGAUAUUUAGAUAUGCUAAAAGAAGAGUUUCUCAAGAAGUUUCGCGACCCACCAGCGCCACAGACGUCUGUUGACCAAUAUGAUAAAAUUAAAGCAAUCGGGAAUGGAGCUUACGGUGAAGUGUUUUUAGUUAGAGAUAAAUGUACGUUUGCUUACCACGCUAUGAAAGUCGUCGAUAAAAGCGUGGUAGUUGAAAGGAGACAUGUGAAACACUUAGUACUAGAAAAGAAAAUUCUUCAGUGUGUACAAUUUCCAUUUAUUGUAGCUUUAGACGACGCUUUUAAAGACAAUGUGUAUUUAUACUUCGUAUUGCCCUUUAUUCCCGGAGGAGAAAUGUUUACUUACAUAGCAAAAUAUGGCAAUUUCAGUGAAGACCUGGCAAAAUUUUACGCAGCUCAAAUGGUUCUUGCAUUGGAAUAUUUACAUUAUUGUCGUAUAAUUCAUCGCGACAUAAAACCUGAAAAUAUAUUGAUAAAUACAAAUGGUUAUUGUAAAUUGUGUGAUUUCGGAUUCUGCAAAAUUAUUAAGAAAAAAACGUGGACUCUAUGUGGAACCCCUGAAUAUUUAGCACCAGAGAUCAUUAUGUCCAAAGGUUAUACUUUUUCAGUGGACUGGUGGGCGCUUGGUAUAUUAAUUUACGAAAUGGUAGAAGGAAACCCACCAUUUUUUGCAUCCGAUCCCAGCAAACUUUAUGAAAAAGUUUUAGAUGGCCAUUUUAAAUAUCCAGAAAAUAUGAGUCAGGAUGGUAAGCUUGUCAUCAAGGCGUUUUUGCAAAGUGAUCCAUUAAAACGUUUGGGUUCCAAGAAAGACGGCGUUCACGACAUAAAAAGCCACGGUUGGUUUGCUGAAACACAAUGGUCAAAUAUACUGCAUCAAAGAAUGGAACCUCCGUUUAAACCGUCUUGUGAAACUCCUGGAGAUACCAAAAACUUUCCUGACAUAACUCAGCCAAAACUGCAAAAGUCUUCGGUAUGUCUUUAUGAAACGGAAUUUGAAGACUUUUAAAAUAAUUUAAAUAUGAGCUCCUGUAUGCUGCUGUCUGUUUUGGAUCGGGAUGCUGUAUUAAUGUUAAUAAGACGAAUUUUAAGAUUGAUUGCAGAAACAUGUAACUGCGCCUAAGUGUAAAGUUAAUGUAGAGAACUUAGUAAAAUAUAUUAUUUACAAUAGCUCCAUACUUCGUAUUAUGUUUUUUUUUUAUAUAUAUUUGGUCAGCAACUUGUUAUGUGUCUGUAACGUGUUUUUGUGUGUUGGUACGAAAUAUUUUUCGCCAGAUCGUUUAAGACUGUUUUAUAAUGUAAUUUUUAGUUCUAUUAAAAUAAAUAAAUGGCGA
Trichoplusia ni (cabbage looper) is the source of this 1433-nucleotide messenger RNA. Its product is annotated as cAMP-dependent protein kinase catalytic subunit-like. Gene Ontology annotation, molecular function: ATP binding; cAMP-dependent protein kinase activity. Gene Ontology annotation, biological process: peptidyl-serine phosphorylation. Gene Ontology annotation, cellular component: cAMP-dependent protein kinase complex; nucleus. The record is from RefSeq and is a predicted model, not a curated record. Lineage: Eukaryota; Metazoa; Arthropoda; Insecta; Lepidoptera; Noctuidae. The transcript has a single exon. Bases 59 to 1108 code for a protein of 349 amino acids.